CAAAAAAGAAGUUUUUUUUUUUUUUUUGGUUGGUGUUUCCUUAAAUAUUGUCUAUUUGUGGAUAAGUAGUCAAAUGAUUAGUUUUCUUGGUUUCUUAUCUUCAAAGUUUUGAUCUUUGAGCUUUGUGAUUUUUUUAGUUGAGUUUUGUGUAUUUGAAGGUCAAAAGGUGUGUUCUUUAUUGGAUUGGUGGGUGGGGGAAUUUGUGUUUUGGGGUUUUUUGGUGUGAACUAAAAAUGCAGUAAAGUUAGUUGAAUGAAGUGAAUUUCAAAUAGAAUUUGUUUUUGAUGAUUUUAUUGAUAAGGGGUUGGUGAGUUUUAGCUUUAAAUUGAUUUUUCAUCUCUUUCCAGGUAUAUUUUGCUUUUAAUUAACUGUGUGUUUGUAAAUAGAUGUACAUUUAUGUGAGGGGUUGAACAGUAUGAUAGGGAAAAAGGUUUAAAAGAAAGUGAAUUAACUUCUUGAUCUGAUAUGUAGGUUUUGUGAUUCUUGAAUAACAGAGGUGAGGUUUGAAGGAGGAUUGGGUGAGGACUGAGGAGUUUUUAGUGACAUGGGGAGUAAUUAUCAUUUCAAGAACUUUGGUAAUGAGCCACCAGGUGAGGGUGGAAGUGCUGGUGGUGGGAAGCAGCUGGGGAAUUUUGGAUUGCCGCGGCAGCCAUCUAUCUAUUCGUUGACGUUUGAUGAGUUUCUGAGCUCAACAGGAGGGAGUGGUAAGGAUUUUGGGUCAAUGAACAUGGAUGAGUUGUUAAAGAACAUAUGGAAUGCUGAGGAGAAUCAAACAAUAGGAGGGCCUGGGAUUAAUGGGCAAGAGGUUGGUGUUCCAGGUGGGCAUUUACAGAGGCAAGGCUCUUUGACUUUACCUAGGACACUGAGUCAUAAGACUGUUGAUGAAGUUUGGAGAGAUAUGUCAAAGGAGCAUGGUGGUGGGAAGGAUGGAAAUAGUGCUGGAGUGCCACCAAAUAUUCCUCAGACUCAGGGGCAACAAACUUUAGGGGAGAUAACACUUGAGGAAUUCCUAGUUAGAGCUGGAGUUGUGAGAGAAGAUGCACAGUUUGCUGCGAAAUCGAAUAAUGCUGGAGGAAUCUUUGGUGAUUUGUCCUAUGCUGGGAAUAAUACAGGGCUUGCAUUUGGAUAUCAACAAGCUAAUAAUAGGAACACAGGUUUAAUGGCUGGUAGUAUCCCUAACAAGAAUGGUGAAACUGUUAUCCAGACUGCUAAUUUGCCACUGAAUGUGAAUGGGGUCAGAUCCACACAACAACAGCUAAGACCACAGCAACUGCAACAAAACCAUCAACCACAGCAACAGCAGCAACCGAUUUUCCCUAAGCAGCCUGCUUUGCCCUAUGUUGCUCCUAUGGCUAUCCCAAAUAGUGGGCAGUUGGGCAGUCCGGGAAUGAGGGUAGGGAUGGUUGGUAUCCCUGAUCCAGCACUCAACUCUAAUUUCAUUCAAGGCGCUUCUCUAAUGGGUGGAGGAAUGAAUAUGGUAGGUUUAGGAGCCAGUGGGGUUACUGUUGCAACAGCAUCUCCAGGUGUUUCAUCAUCAGAUGGACUUGGGAAGAGCAAUGGAGAUACACCUUCUGUAUCUCCAGUUCCUUAUGUGUUUAAUGGUGGUUUAAGAGGCAGGAAAUACAGUACUGUGGAGAAGGUUGUUGAAAGGAGGCAGAGGAGAAUGAUAAAAAAUAGAGAGUCAGCUGCUAGAUCAAGAGCUCGAAAGCAGGCCUAUACUAUGGAGCUAGAAGCAGAAGUCGCAAAACUAAAAGAAGAAAACGAUGAACUUCAAAAGAAACAGGAAGAAAUGUUGGAAAUGCAGAAGAAUCAGGUUAUGGAAAUGAUGAACCUUCAAAAGGGAGCUAAAAGGCGAUGCUUAAGACGAACACAAACUGGUCCAUGGUAAAAAAGGGUUUCAGAAAUUAGUGGUAUUAGCCCAUAUUUACAGACUUAUAGUAGGUGCCCUGUACAGAAAGGGAAUUAUGUAUUCACUGUAGAUCAGAAGAGAAGAGUUGUCUUUUUGCUGUAGGUUUUUCAUUGUGUUAAUUUCUUACUCUCCCUCGAUGGCAUCAUGCAUAAAAUAGAGCCAGAAUGUAGAAAUACCUAGUUGACAGCAGAUACACAUAAAAAUACGUAUAUUAAUGG
This is a messenger RNA of Solanum stenotomum, 2127 nucleotides long. RefSeq names its product ABSCISIC ACID-INSENSITIVE 5-like protein 5. The transcript is spliced from 4 exons. Gene Ontology annotation, biological process: positive regulation of DNA-templated transcription. Gene Ontology annotation, cellular component: nucleus. NCBI's taxonomy places the organism in Eukaryota, Viridiplantae, Streptophyta, Magnoliopsida, Solanales, Solanaceae. The coding region runs from base 545 to 1888 and encodes 447 amino acids. Gene Ontology annotation, molecular function: DNA-binding transcription factor activity. The record is from RefSeq and is a predicted model, not a curated record.